Molecule: messenger RNA, 173 nt
Organism: Morchella sextelata
Lineage: Eukaryota; Fungi; Ascomycota; Pezizomycetes; Pezizales; Morchellaceae
Exons: 1
Source: RefSeq, a predicted model, not a curated record
AGGGGUUGGUGGGCUUUCCAGUGAUGAUCACAGAGGGGCAUAUGACACUGCCUAGAACCCGUUCUGGCCAGUUACCCUACAUCUGUACUUCAAAAGCACGUGGCCCCCCCGGAGACAAGGAAAAACUGGGGAAGGAAAAAAGGAAGCGCCGCAUCUUAAGUGCUAGCAUGUGA